UCUUCAAACCGUGGUCCUCCUGAUCUCUGCCUCCUGAGUAGCUAGGAUUACAGGCAUGAGCCACUUAGCAAGAUAAUUCUUUCUUCUCAUCAUAUGCAACACUCUCUUUACAUUGAAGGGUUAGGUUUUUAUUUCAGUCUUCAUAAUUUGACUUUGGUCUUGUUCCUCAAAUUUUAAGCACUCUGCUUUUGCUGAACUUUUGAACACAUGCCCUAUUUCAGCACUAGAUGGCACUCUACAUCAGGCUUCCUGUUGGUGUGUUGCUGCCUUAGUACUAAAGGGUACCCCAAGCCCACAUUUGUCCCAGAUUUGCAGUUGAUUUAUGGUUCAGAAUGAACUGGUAGAGUGUCUUGUAGGAUUGUCAGACCCUCUACCUGUUGCUGGGAUAAACCCAGACACCUCAUCCAUCAUCACUGGCCUAGGGUUAGGUACCACAGGAUUCUUUCUGGCUCUGGGUAUCACCAUGAAGGGACCAGCCCCAACCUCUUACCCAAUGAAUUUGUGUCCACCUCCAUUUUCUUCUCCCAAGCAGUUUACUCUGUUUUGUCCUACCUGAAUUUGGGGGAGAAAUGUGGUGGGCAGUCCUGUAAUUACCAAUGUAAUUACCAAUGCUGCAGUGCUAGGUCAUACAUGGAGCCCACAGCCUGCCAAGACCAGCACAACAGGAGGUACCACCAAAGCCCACACUUCUAUAGGCAGCCUGCUCUGUGGCAAACUCAUGGCUCAAGAUCACUGCAACUAGCCCCAAGUGAUGCUGCACAGAAUCUUAAGUCCAAUCAACAGGUGCUAAGGGUCUCUGCCUGGCACCAGGGAAGGUCCAGAGGCACUGACCUGGGGAAAAGGGACCAUUAGGAUCUGUCUCAUAUUGGGUUUUACCCGCCCCACAACUGAGUUCCAAGACACAGUCAUGUGUGCUCACUCUCCUGUCCUAUAUCCCAGUGACUAGUGUCUUGCUUCUUGCUCAAAGUUAGAGGGUCAGUAGCGGCUGUCUCUUGGCCACCUAAAUGGAACUAAGCUAGGUUACAUCUGAGUCUCACAGCAGCAGGGACCUGUGCAAUCUUGUGAUUGUGCACAAGCACAUGUGUGGCUGCCAAUGAUACAGGCCAAAACAUGAAACAUGAGUCUGUCCCACCAGAGUCAAGUCUUCACUUGAUGCUGACACAGGUCUGGAGACUGUCUGUGGGCACUGGCCUAGAAAUAGGCUUCUUUUUAUUCUAGCUGGUGCUGGGUCUCACCACAGUGGGCCCCACACUGAGUUCUGAGGUGAAGACUUCCCUGCUCCCACUUACUGGAAUCUUGCUCCAUGCUCUGAUGCCUGAGUUUGGGAAAGGGCUGGUGGGGGCAGUCUCUUGGCCCUUUGGCAAGGCAGAUGCAGAAGGUCACUUGGGUACUUGGCCUUGGGGCAGGGACAUGGGCCCAUCAGUCACUGGGUUUCAGUUAGCAGGCCUGGCAUUGGAUUUUAAGUCUAAACCCUGGACUUAAUUUGCUGUCCCUCUUACAAGUUGGAGGCAUCUCUCUCCACACUAUAGUGUUUGGUGUUGGAGGAGGGGUGAUGUGGGAAACUCCUUUUUGCCUUCUUCAAUGUGUCUUUUCUUAUUAUUAUAAUAAAACACCAGGCACUGUGAUUUUAUCACCUGUCUUCCUUAGCUCUUAUGAAGGUGGAUUAGUGCAUGAACAGCUGUUCAAAUUGGUGUCUCUGUGGGAAGAUGAUCCAGAUGAUAGAUUCAAUCACCAGUGUCUUACUCAGCCACCAUCUUGCUCCCAAUCCCCUUCCUUUACUUCUUUAAUCGUGGAUUCAGUUACCUGAAUACAUUUGUAAGAGUGAUUUUGAAGGCUUUGUUACAUUUGACAUUUGCUCACUCUCUUGCAGUUUACUUGCCUUCUUGCUGGUUGUAUGUCCAUACUUUACUAUUUCAGUGCAUGCUUAGCAAGCUUUUGUUGGAAACUGGUACAUUUUAGAUCAUGUAUUUUAACAGCUUUGGGUACUGGUCCUCCCUUUUGGGGCUAUUAUUUGCUUAUUUGUCUAGUAAUACCAUGAGCUACUCCAUCCACCCUUUUUUUAUGAUGGGUGUUUUCGAAAUAGGGUCUUCCAAACCAUGUGUCCAGGCUGGCUUUAAACUGCAAUCCUCCUGAUCUCUGCCUCCUGAGUCACUAGGAUUUCAGGUGUAAGCUACCAGUGCCCAGCCAUGCUGAAUUUUAAUGGAGUCUGUUCUUAUCUUCCCCACUCCUUACCACACCUUAUGAAGUUCAGAUCUGGGAACUGAGUUUGGUAACACACAGUUACUCUGUGGUGACAACAGUUUUUGCAGUUUUCUUUUGAGUUUCUUUCCCUGACCACACCCAACAGUUAAGCUCCAAUUAUUUCCAGUUGAUUGCUUUAUUGAUUUCAAUAAUGCUGGAGCAUAAAUUGUUCCACAGACUAAAUCAAUCAAAUCUGAACUCUUUUGCAGGAAUAGUCCUCAAGGUCAGUGCUUAAAAUUUCUUGUGCAUCCAGCUGGCUUUUUCUCAGGUUCUUUGAGGCAAACUAACUGGCCUACAGUUUAGCUUACAGGUAUAAUCACUACCAGUCUUAUAGGUGCCUUUCACCACAGCCUCCACUGUCUUUGAGAACAUUCAGACUUGAAUUCACUACUCUUUGAGAACAGAGUUGGUUCCUGUGGGAAGAGGCAAGCUGUUAUCAAUAGUCUGCUUCUCUCCCCUGAGGAAAACCAACAAGUCAGAGAGUGAGCUAGGAGUGGGGACAAUGACAUGCUUCUCUCUUGAGUGACAUCCUAGCUCUAGGAGCGAGUGCUAGAUGAAGAGGGGUGACAACAGCCUUCUAUCUUUUUGGUUUCUCUCUUCCUUCAUAAAACUGCCACUUCACAUGCAGGGCCAAAGGGUCCUUAGUAUCUUUAGCAUGCUAUGCCCAACUCAGAGUCUCCAUUCAAUGAAUGGGAUCUGGGUAGGAGAAUGGAGCCUCCAUUCUUGACUGCAGUCACCAAUUUAGUGACCAACUGUGAAAUGCUGGCAUCUUACUCUCCUCCAAACCCCAAGGAAAGGUAGACCUUAAUUGAGAAUUGGGAGAGAGCGAGCUCUGUGCCCAGGCUGGCUCAGAUGUGGAAUUUUCAUCUGUCCAAGUUGGGGGCAGGGAGGAAGUGGUUCUCAGUAGAAAUAUCACAGAUUCUCCCUGUUUCUCCUGAUUUCUAGUAGACUGUUUUGAGUAAAUGAUUUUUUGAUAACCUAGAUGACCUUAGAAUUUCUAGAGACGUUAAAUGCUUUAAAAAAAAAAACUUUCACUUAGCUACUCUAGGGUACAGACUUGCACAACCCCUCACUUUCAUUUUUAUUGACUAAAGUGUUUAGAGCUAUACUUUUGCCUCUGUUCAUUGCUAGUGAAGUAUUCCACGGAUUAUGAUAUGAAAUAUUUUUAUUAUUGUAUUUCAGAAAAAUCUGUUCCCGUUUCAAUACGGAGUUUCAUAGAAAGUUUAAAAAAUGUACAGGUGAUUGAGCCUGUUUGUAAUAUUUCUACUUUUAAGAAAUCACUAAUUUUUUUUAAUGUAUGCUAGUAGAAUAAAUUGUCAUGGGCUGUAGGUUGGCUCAAGUGGUAGAGCACCUGCCUAGCAAGUGUGAGGCCUUGAGUUCAAACUCCAGUCCCUCAAAAAAAAUUGUAAAUUUUCAACAUGUGUUUGAGAAAAGUAUGUGUUUCUAGUAUCAGGGUUUGUGUAAUCUCAAAAUAAUUACCUUAUCAAUUAUGCUGUUCAGCUCUUGUAUCUUCAUUCAUCUUUUGUCUGCUUGUUUUUUUUAUUAGUAUGGUAAUAUUGAAGUAUCCUAUUAAUUUGUUUCUAUUUCUCCUUGUAUCGCCUGUCAUUUUUGUCUUAUAUAGGAGGUAGCUUAAUUAUUUCAUACACAGAUAUUCUUAACUGUUAUACCUCCAUUGUGAAAAUGUGACCAUUUUGAUCUAAAUUCUGCCUGAUUAGAAAUAAUUGUCACAUAAACUUCCAAUUUAGUUGUUAAAAUUUGUUAAUACUGUAAAAGAACAGCAAAACUAUUUAUGUUACUUUCAUUUUCCAAAAAGAAAAAGCCUUUCUGUUUUCAUUUUCAAUCAGCAGUUGCAAAGGAUCUACCAGUAGAUUCACUGGAAGAAGAUUUUGAGAAGGAGUUCUCAUUUUUGAACAGCCUCCUAAGUCCUAGUUGUUCAAGCACAAGUGAAUUUACCCAAGAAAGCCAGACUUCCUGUGGGAGCCCCAGUACCAGUCUCACAUCCCAGGAGCCUUCUGUGGCAUCUGAGCCUCUUGCUCAUUCCUCUGGAUUCCUUCCCUCACAACUCUUUGACCUUGGCCUUCAUGCUGCUGGAGCUUUCAACACCCCUGGCAGUGGUAACCAAGACAUGUCAGCCUGGUUCAAUCUGUUUGCAGACUUGGAUCCACUUUCAAACCCAGAUGCUAUUGGACACUCAGACGAUGGGCUUCUUAAUGCUUGACUGAGUUAAGCCACUUCAGGGUCUCGAGUCAUCAAUUCUGCAACAUAUGCUUUUGUGGAAGGAGGUUUAUAUUGCAACCCCCAUGCAAAAGCAUGGUGUUUGUGAAUCUAACAGCUGUAAGUUGACUUUAAGCAGAGGAUAAGGACACAUUUGAAUAGAUAAAGUAUAUCUUUAAUCUUGGAUUUGUAGCUGCUGAUGCUAUAUGGAAAAAUUUAAAAACUACUGAGUGAGUCUGCAAUAUUCAGAUACCAAAAUUUAAUGUCUAAAUAACAGGAAUAAUUCUGUCACUAAGGAGUUGGGCUUGUUUCUUUGGAAAGCAUUUUAUAUUUAAGUUGCCUUGCUGGAUAUGAGAAUUUUAUAUGUAGAUAAAAGACAGCAUGUGAAUUGGGUUGUGUUUUAGGGGUGGUUUUAAAAAGUG
Messenger RNA from Castor canadensis (American beaver), 4877 nucleotides. The record is from RefSeq and is a predicted model, not a curated record. NCBI's taxonomy places the organism in Eukaryota, Metazoa, Chordata, Mammalia, Rodentia, Castoridae.